This is a messenger RNA of Bombyx mandarina (wild silkworm), 3061 nucleotides long. RefSeq lists its product as uncharacterized. Lineage: Eukaryota; Metazoa; Arthropoda; Insecta; Lepidoptera; Bombycidae. The record is from RefSeq and is a predicted model, not a curated record.
UGUCACCGCAUCCGGAUUUUCCGUUAACGACAUACUUCAGGUAGGUCCAAGUAUUCAGGAUUCUCUUUUCUCCAUAUUGAUAAGAGCACGACAAUACAGAUAUCUAUUGACCGGCGAUAUAGAGAAAAUGUAUCGCCAGGUAUUAGUUCACGAAGACGAUCGUGAUCUCCAACUAAUACUAUGGAGAGAAGAUGAGUCUAUGCCUAUCGAAACUCUGCGCCUGAAUACUCUCACUUACGGAACCGCAAGUGCUAGUUAUUUAAGUACGCGCUGUCUGUGGCAGGUAGGUGAGGAAUGUACUGACGAAACUAUUAAGACAAUUAUACAAAGAGACUUUUUUGUCGACGAUCUCAUAACUGGUUCAGAUGAUGAGCUCACACUACGUUAUAUUCAAACCGCAAUAUCACAAGCUCUUAAUUCAGCAUGCUUCAAACUUCGUAAAUACAAAUCGAACUUACCUACUAUUUUUGACAAUUCAUUUAUAUCCGUUCAAGAAAAUCUUGCGUUGAGUGAGUCUUCGAGCACUCUUGGAAUCGGGUGGAGUCCUUCUAGUGACUGCAUACAUUUUCCAAUAAAAUUUCCACACAAUACAAACACCGUAACAAAGAGAACGAUCAUGUCUGACGCGUUCAAAAUAUUUGAUCCUUUAGGUAUUUUAAGUCCAUGCAUUAUUAAGCCUAAAAUGAUUUUACAAGAACUGUGGAUCCUCAAGCUCGAUUGGGAUCAACCUGUUCCCCAUGAUGUUAAAACUGAAUGGUACGAUUUUAUUAAUAAUUUAAAAUUUAUAUCAGAAAUACAAAUCCCAAGGAGGGUGCUUUGUGACUCACCUAUCGCAAUCGAAGUGCAUUCGUUCAGUGACGCAUCACAAAGGGCCUACGGAGCAUGUAUUUAUAUAAAAUCUAUAGAUUGCAAUAAUGUAGCUACCGUAAACUUAUUAUGCUCGAAAUCUAAAGUAGCUCCAUUAAAACCUGUGACCAUUCCAAGGCUAGAGCUAUGCGCAGCUUUACUCGCGGCUAAGUUAUGCAAGAGUGUACUCGAUUCUAUACGAUACGUACCAUCUCGUUCUAUAUUCUGGUGCGACUCAAGCGUAGUGCUAGGGUGGCUGAAUAGCAAUCCCGCUAAGCUCAAGACAUUCGUCGCCAACAGAGUAGUUGAAACACUAGAAACAUCAAAAUCAUCAUCCUGGAGAUACGUACCUACCGAUAUGAACCCUGCUGAUUUAAUAUCCCGCGGUGUUAACGCAAAUAAACUUCAAAACAUGAGUUUAUGGUGGUCAGGUCCUGCUUACCUUGGUCACGACGAAACGCAUUGGCCAGUCUUGAAUCCCACUAAACUUCACGAAGAGUUACCUGAAAUAAAACAAAAUAUUAAAACCAAACACUUACCAAACAUAUACGCUGGUCCGGCUGCCAUCCUAAAGCCUGUAAUAAAAAUCGAAAAUUACUCUAAAAUAAAUAAAUUAAAGGGUACGUUGGGAUACAUAAAUAGGUUCAUUUACAAUUCAAAAAAUCCCAAAAACAAAUUAACCGGCCGUUUAUCAAUUGAAGAAAUAAACAAUUCAUUUACUCACCUUUGCAAAAUAGCGCAAAAACAAUCAUUCACUGCAGAAUACAAUUCACUACGCACAAAUAAAAUAUUAAAUCCAAAAUCAAAAAUUUUACCUCUGUCCCCAUUAAUAGAUAAAAAUAAUUUAAUACGGGUCGGUGGUAGGAUCAAUGCAUCGAAUUAUUCUUACGACAAGAAACAUCCAAUACUCCUUGACUCAUCGCAUCAUUUAACCAGGCUCAUAUUUGAGCACGAACACAUACGUAACAUGCAUGCCGGUCCCCAACUACUGCUUGCCACGGUAAGAGAAUACGUAUGGCCCCUUAAUGGUAGGCGUCUGGCUCGACGCACAGUCUAUAGGUGUGUUCGGUGCAGGCGAAUUCAGGGUAAGACAUUAAUCCCGAAAAUGGGCGAUCUUCCAGCUCCGCGUAUAAACCCUGACUUUCCGUUUCUGUCUGUGGGUCUAGACUUUGCCGGCCCGUUUCUCAUACUCAAUCGCAAAGGGCGCGGUGCUAAAUUAAUUAAAUGUUAUUUGUGUGUGUUCGUCUGCUUACGUUAUAAAUGCCUGCAUCUGGAAGCGGUCAGCGAUUUAUCCAAGGACGCAUUUAUAAUGACCUUGAGAAGGUUUAUCUCACGUCGAGGUAAACCAAUAGAAAUAUACUGCGAUAAUGGACGUAAUUUUGUAGCAGCAGCAAGAGAGCUAAGUACUUUUUUACAAAAUAACAAGGAACCUCUAUUUGAUUUUGCAACACAAGAAACCAUUAAAUUCAUUUUUUCCCCUACUUAUGCUCCUCACUUCGGCGGCAUCUGGGAGGCCGGAGUAAAAUCUGCUAAACACCAUAUUAAGCGCGUUAUAGGCAACGCGCAUUUAACAUUUGAAGAGAUUUCUACUUUGUUUGCGCAGGUGGAAGCUAUACUCAAUAGUCGUCCCCUGUGUCCGCUAUCAUGUUCCCCUGACGACCUGCUCUCCCUUUCCCCAGGGCACUUUCUUAUCGGAAGACCACUGACUGCCCUGCCAUCGCCUGCUCUGCAAGAUCACAAUCAAAACACGCUACAACGUUACGCUCGAGUUGAGCAGCUUCGCCAGCACUUCUGGCAACGCUGGCAAAAGGAAUAUAUCAGCGAACUUCAGCAACGAACGAAAUGGCGCACCAACGCUGUCCAGCUAGAUGUGGGUGAUCUUGUCCUUCUUCAAGAAGAUCACGUGCCACCUAUGGCUUGGCGUCUCGGAAGAGUUCUACGCCUAUUCCCGGGCCCAGACGGAAUUUCUCGAGUGGCAGACAUAUCAACAACACGAGGCUGCGUUCGGCGGCCCCUAAUACGUAUUUGUCCCCUGCCUUCAGCGCAAGAUCUUCAAGGUUGAAAGCUGACCUUUCAACGAGGGGGAGGAUGUUCGCGCCGACGUUUGUGUCAUCCGUAUUUCAAAAAUUUCAUAGAUUAUAGAACCACUUCGCCAUUGCACUCAGGCACGCAAGCACGUCGCAUAAAAUAAAACAAUCAAUCAUAAAUCCAGAGU